GUCCUUAUUUAUUUUCUCGACGAAGGAAGAAGGCCUGAGUUGCACCCUUUGAUUUCCUCCUUUCCCCCUUUUCCGUGUUAUCGUAAUUAUUUGAUUUUUUUAUUUUGUCACGCGGUUCGGUUCGUACAAAUGAUACCUCGUUCGACCCUGUCCCAGCUUUAGAGAUAACUCAUCUCUUUCGCUUAUACUCCCAGUCACGUGGUUUGACGAAGUCGCCCGUACGAUCACAAUGGAUGUUGACGACGUCGAAGCGGGAGAUCGUUGUCAGCAGAAUGGAGGAUCGGGUGAUCCCACGAUGCUUCUCGACCAUGUCCAUAACAGCGAUAACAGAAGGCAUUUCGGGAAUGACCAAUUAUCGGCUCUUCAGAAGAAAGCGGCAUCGGACUCGCCUGAAGAAACAGCAUGGCUCUUGAACAUCUUCAUCAACGAUACACAAGAUGAACUGUACAAAUGCGAGUUCCUCCAAUACGUGCCGAGCAUUGCGGUCAUCCUUUCAGAGGAGCCCAACAACCACGGCCGUCUCAAGUCCCUGAUAGAGUCCCACCUCCUUCCGACCGUCGCCAGCAGUCUCGUCUAUUCCAAUAUAACGGUGACCAAAGCCGGGGAAACAGCUCUGUUGGCCCUCCUUGAGCAUAAUCUCAUCAGACAAGAAUAUAUUUUGUCGGAUAUAUGGCCUAUCCUGGAGGAGAGUUUGAGCCAGCCUAAAGCUAACUAUGGAGCUGGCAAUGCAAUCAAGUUAAUGAGCAAAAUGGCACCAUGGCUUGGUAGCGAGACCAUUGGGCGUCUGCUGAUUCCUGUGCUCAAGAACAUGUCAACUGACUCUGAUGCCACCGCUAGAAAUAUUUGCGCAUCACAUUUUGGAGAUGUCUGCGCAAUUGUUCAGCCGGAGGUCAUUGAAACAGUUUUGAUUCCAAGUUUUUUAGCCCUCUGCCAGGAUUCAGAGUGGAUGAUCCGAAAGUCCUGUGCCGAGUCAUUCACUCCUGUAUCGUGCGUCGUAUCCUCUGAGACCAGGAAGAAUAGUUUAGCACCAGCGUUUGCCAACCUUCUGAAAGAUAAGAUGCAAUGUGUGAGAGUUGCCGCCUUCUUAAGUCUGGGCCCUUUUAUUAUCACAUUUGCUGAGCCGAGCAUAGUAUCUCUUGGCUACUGCCAGUUUGGCGAUCUAGUUCUCAAGUAUAAGGAUGGCUAUGAAUUCAAUUUGAAUUCGGCGAAAUCCAAACACCCUCUUCUCAUACAAGACCAAACAGUUGAAGAUCAUAUUAAAAAUCUUGAAAUGGUUUUCUCAUCGGUAGGAUUUUUGGACAUAUCGUUAGGAAUGGUGGAUUCUGACGUAUGCAGCUUUAACACAUUCUGGUUGGAUGGUUACAACAAUGCGCAAGGAUCAACUGGCCCUCUGAAAAGUGGAUUAGGUUACAAAGAUCCUGAGAAUGAACUUUACAACCAAUUUCAAUAUUGGAGGGACCCACUACCUAAUAUUGAUAAUGAUCUUGGUAAUGAAUCAAUAGAUAAUAACAAUCCUUCAUCUCCUAGCUGCUUAGAUUUCCAAAUUAGCCAUUCACCUCAGUCCAACCUGUGUUCUUCUAUUACGCGUAAAUUACGAUCAUUGGAUUACCAUGAAGUUGAGAAAUCGCAAAAAGAAUCAGAAAAGGAAAAUGGAGACCAAGAAAUAGUACCAAGCGACCUUUUACACCAUUUUGUCUCCAUGUCUAGUGAACCGUAUAGAGUCAUAUACAACACUGCCAAACAUUGCGCGUAUAACUUGCCUGCGGUCGCUCUUACCCUUGGACCAAAGAACUGGGACUUGAUCAAGGCUGCAUGCAAACAUCUGGCAACAGACACUCAGUGGAAAGUUAGGAAAAUAAUAGCAAGUAGUUUACACGAGUUGGCUGAACUAAUCGGAGAAGAGUUGACUACUCGGGACCUUGUACCUAUUUUUAAAGACUUCAUCAAUGAUGUGGAUGAAGUGAGGAUAGGUGCACUCAGACAUUUAGCACAAUUCCUCAAGUUGUUGAGGCCUGCAGUGCGUAAUACAUUAUUACCUAGGCUAGUAUACUUUCAAAAAACGGAUUACAAACGCUACUGGAGAUUCAGGCAGGAGCUAGCCGAGCAGCUUCUUCAGAUUCUCGGGCUGUUUUCACCGGCUGAUACAUGCCACCAUUUAUCCCCUAUAGUGCAGUCUCUCCUGCUGGACAGGGUGGCUGAAGUGCGUAAGGUCUCGCUUCAUCUCGUCACCGAGCUGGUUUCACACGUUUCGAUCGAUGUUAAUCUCCUGCGAUCGCUCUUGGCCGAACUGGCCCAGCAAUUCGCUCAUUCGCCAAGGUGGAACCGGAGGCAGAUAUUCGCACUUUUCUGUUCUCGUCUCAUUUCCGAGAGCGUCCUCUCAGGUGAUAUGUUCGCCAGGGAUGUACUACCUCAUCUCCUUGAUCUCUCUUGGGAUCGUGUACCCAAUGUCAGGCUAACAGUCGCUAGAACUCUCGCCAACGAUAUAAUACCCCAACCUUAUUUUUCUGACUGUUCAAAUCCUCACCAUGAAAUAUUGUUAUCCACAUUGAAGAGGUUACAGAGUGAUAAAGAUCGUGAUGUCAAAUUUUUUGCAUGCCAAGCGGUGAUAUCGCCACAGACCGACCCGACUGUAUAGUGAGUUCUGUGGGCUGUUAUCAUUACACGGGAUAAAUUUCAUCGUUGUUUCAAUGAUGGAACUUGGUUACCUCUAGAUAUGCUGUGGAGGAGGUGAUUGCCAGUGUAAAGCGAUUUUUUUUUUUUUUCUUUUUUAAUGUGAGCAACCGAUUGUAACAAUGGACUGCCCGGCUAAAGGCUGUUGAGUGUGUAUCGAGUGAAGGCAGUUUUUAAAAAUUAUUGUUCUUUAAAUAUAUUUUUAUUUGUAUACAUAAGUUAAGUAAAUAUUGUAUAUAUAUUGUUUUUCCUUCUGUGUACAGUAAAAUUUGUAUGAACAUGAUUUCAUGAAUAUUAAUUUUGUAUUUGUUGAAU
This is a messenger RNA of Cimex lectularius (bed bug), 2985 nucleotides long. Its product is annotated as serine/threonine-protein phosphatase 4 regulatory subunit 1-like. NCBI's taxonomy places the organism in Eukaryota, Metazoa, Arthropoda, Insecta, Hemiptera, Cimicidae. Gene Ontology annotation, biological process: protein dephosphorylation. The transcript is spliced from 15 exons. Bases 230 to 2635 code for a protein of 801 amino acids. The record is from RefSeq and is a predicted model, not a curated record. Gene Ontology annotation, molecular function: protein binding; protein phosphatase regulator activity.